UUUUCAAAGACAGAAUUAAACGCUCUUUUGGCCUUGUCACUUGUCACUCUUGGCUAACUUCUUCUUCUUGUCUCUUUAUAUAUACUUCACCUGAUAAAUAUUAAGUCCCCACUAAAAAACAGAUUAACUAGUACUAUAUAAUCCACCAGACCACCACCACUACUACCACAAACACAAAACUUUAUUUUCUCAACCAACUUGAAAGAUUUUCUUAGUUAAUUGUAAUUUCUUUUUUAUUAGUACCAUAUAAACACACAAGUUAUAUACAUCAUGGGAGUUUCAGGGACUCUGGAAUAUUUGUCUGAAGUACUUAGCAGCGUUAAGAAGAGCAAGAAAAAGAAACAAAUCGCGACUGUAUCCAUCAAGAUUAGAAUGGACUGUGAAGGUUGUGUUCGUAAAGUUAAGAAAGUUCUCUCUGGGGUCAAAGGUGCAAAAUCAGUGGAUGUGGACUUAAAGCAACAGAAAGCAACAGUAACAGGAUUUGUGGAGCCAAAGAAAGUGUUGAAGGCAGCACAAUCCACUGGCAAGAAAUGUGAGAUUUGGCCAUAUGUGCCAUAUAGUAUGGUGGCACAUCCUUAUGCUGCUGGUGUUUAUGACAAAAAAGCACCUCCCAAUUUUGUAAGGGCAACUACUGAUCCUGCUGUUGCUCACUUAAAUCCUGUUGAAGAACAAUAUUCUCUUAUGUUUAGUGAUGAAAAUCCAAAUGCUUGUAAUAUUAUGUAGUUAACUUCCUUGUAUUUAGUUUUUUUUUUCUUUCUUAUAAAGUAUACUCCUUUAUUGUACUGUAUAAAGUAUUUCGAUUUGCAAAUUAAAAGUAUAUAUCUUGAUUGUCUUAUAAGAAGAAUUUUAAUUUUA
Solanum dulcamara is the source of this 855-nucleotide messenger RNA. RefSeq names its product heavy metal-associated isoprenylated plant protein 24. Lineage: Eukaryota; Viridiplantae; Streptophyta; Magnoliopsida; Solanales; Solanaceae. The transcript is spliced from 2 exons. The coding region runs from base 271 to 723 and encodes 150 amino acids. The record is from RefSeq and is a predicted model, not a curated record. Gene Ontology annotation, molecular function: metal ion binding.